Staurois parvus is the source of this 495-nucleotide messenger RNA. NCBI's taxonomy places the organism in Eukaryota, Metazoa, Chordata, Amphibia, Anura, Ranidae. The record is from the annotation of a GenBank genome assembly.
UUCUACUGGAACAGAUGUGGGAACCUCAGUAAACCCUGUGAGGAUUAUAUGAAGAAGAUCGAAUGCUUCUAUCAGUGCUCCCCGCUGACCGCGCACUGGGGUCACCCCAACAUCUCCGUCGCCAUCCAGAGCGUGCCGCUGUGCCGGACCUUCUGUGACGGCUGGUUUGAAGCGUGCCGGUCAGAUCUGGUCUGUGUUCACAACUUCCUCACCGAUUGGACGUAUGAUGAGAGCGGAAACCAUUGUAAGAAUGACUGUGUCCCCUUCGACAAGAUGUUCGUGAACGGGACGAAUUUGUGUGAAAGUUCCUGGGGGUCCUCGUUCGUGGUCAGCACUUCUCCGUGUCGGUGUCUGGACAUGACGGAGACAGACGCCAAGGUCAUCACAUACAUACUGGAGGGCGAGCACUCAGAGGAGAGUGGAGAGGAACAGGCCUGUAAGCCCCGCCUACAGGACCCUCCUGGCAAAAAGGGCCCCGACCAGGAUGAUGACUGA